AUGGCCAACCUAAACAUCAACAGCAAACUCAAGCUCCUAUCAGGACACGAGAUUCCCAUGUUGGGAUAUGGAGUGUAUCAAACCUUCAGCCCGGCAGAUAUCGCAAGCGAUGUGACCGACCACGCAAUCAAGUCAGGGUACCGACAUGUGGACUCUGCUACAGCUUAUCGGAACGAGAGACCGACAGCACAAGGCAUGCUGAAAUCUGGCAUCCCUCGUGAACAGCUUUAUUUCACCUCAAAGGUCCCUCCGAAGGAAAUCAACUACGAGGGUGCCAAGCGAUGUGUCGACGAAAGCCUCAAGAAGACUGGCCUUGAUUACCUCGAUCUCUACUUACUACAUGCUCCUUAUGGAGGAAAGGAGGGCCGACUCGGUGCAUGGAAAGCUCUCGUUGAAGCGGUCGAUGCAGGCAAGGUCAAGAGUAUCGGCGUCAGCAAUUAUGGAGUCGCUCACCUGGAGGAGCUGGAGCAAUGGCAGAAGUCGCAAUCCAAGGACAAAGCCGGCUUGCUAUCCGUCAACCAGAUAGAGCUCCAUCCGUGGUUGGCAAGACCGGACAUCGUGGACUGGUGCGAAGCUCGCGGCGUCGUACUCGAAGCAUAUUCGCCUCUGGCCCGCGCAACACGAAAUGACGACGCUCUGUUGAAACCGUUGACCAAGAAGUACAACAAGACUCCGUCUCAGAUCUUGCUCCGAUGGGGACUUCAGAAGGGCUUUGUGAUCUUGCCCAAGAGUGUGACCCAUUCCAGGAUUGAUGAGAACCGAGACAUCUACGACUUCGAACUUUCGCGAGAAGAUAUGGAUCAUCUGAACACUGGCAAGUAUGAGCCGAGCGCAUGGGAUCCUACAACAGCACCACUAAGUCAGUAA
This is a messenger RNA of Fulvia fulva, 867 nucleotides long. RefSeq lists its product as uncharacterized. Lineage: Eukaryota; Fungi; Ascomycota; Dothideomycetes; Mycosphaerellales; Mycosphaerellaceae. The record is from RefSeq and is a predicted model, not a curated record. The transcript is spliced from 5 exons. The coding region runs from base 1 to 867 and encodes 288 amino acids. Gene Ontology annotation, molecular function: oxidoreductase activity.